Messenger RNA from Nannospalax galili (Upper Galilee mountains blind mole rat), 3061 nucleotides. It is a transcript of the gene Pigq, whose product is annotated as phosphatidylinositol glycan anchor biosynthesis class Q. Bases 279 to 2021 code for a protein of 580 amino acids. The record is from RefSeq and is a predicted model, not a curated record. Gene Ontology annotation, biological process: GPI anchor biosynthetic process. Gene Ontology annotation, cellular component: endoplasmic reticulum; membrane. NCBI's taxonomy places the organism in Eukaryota, Metazoa, Chordata, Mammalia, Rodentia, Spalacidae. The transcript has 12 exons.
GCCCGGGCGCCUUUUGGGACCGGACCGUCGCGCGGCAACACGCGGUGCCAGCGGAAAUGGGGCAGGUGUCCUGCGGCGGGCCUGGGGGCCGUGAAUAUUGCUGUCCUCCCGGGCCCGCCGAACCAUCCCUGACCUCUCCUUACAGUUCGGGCAUGCAGUACCACUCCUGGCUUAUGUGAUGCUGGGAACUGAAUCCAGAGCUUCCUGCAUGCUAGCCAAGCACUCAACCAACUGAGCUACAGCCCCAGCCAAGAAAGUGCAACGUGGGGGUGCCCGGUAUGGUGCUCAAGGCCUUCUUCCCCACAUGCUGUGCCUCUGCAGACAGCGGCCUACUAGUGGGACGGUGGGUCCCAGAACAGAACAGCGCUGUGGUUCUAGCUGUGGUGCACUUUCCUUUCAUCCCUAUCCAGGUCAAGGAGCUCUUGGCCCAGGUGCAGAAAGUCAGCCAAGUGCAUGUGGCUGUGCUAGGCACCUGGUGCCACCGCCAGCAGGAGCCCAAGGAGAGCCUGGGGCACUUCCUAGAGGGCCUGGGUGCUAUCUUCUCUCAUGAUCCCUGGCUGCAGCUGUGUCGGGAGAGGGGCACACGGUUCUGGAGUUGCAAGGCCUACCAUCAGGUGUCCACAACCCCUGAUAAAUCCAUUGAGGACCAGGUCAUGCUCAUCUUCUAUGAUCAGCGCAAGGUGCUGCUAUCCUGGCUGCAUCCACCCACAGUACUCCCUGAUUGCCAGGCUGGAGACACCACAGCCAGCGCUGGAGGCCUGGCUGACAUCUUUGAUACAGUAGCACGCAGUGAGGUGCUCUUCCAAAAUAACCAGUUUGACGAGGGCCCUGUGCGGUUGAGCCACUGGCAGUCGGAGGGUGUGGAGGCCAGCAUCCUUGUGGAGCUGACAAAGCAGGCCUCUGGGCCUGUCUGCCUGUUGCUGGCCUCUCUGCUGUCCCUGCUCUCAGCUGUUAGUGCCUGCCGGCUAUGGAAGCUGUGGCCCCUGUCCUUCAUCAGAAGAAAACUCUCCACCUGUGAACAGCUCCAGCACCGACUGAAGCACCUCUCACUCAUCUUCAGCACCCAGAAGGCCCAGAGCCCCACCCAACUGAUGAAGAAGGCCAACAUGCUGGUCUCUGUGCUCAUAGAUGUGGCCCUCGGCUUGCUGCUACUCUCUUGGCUCCACAACAAUAACCGAAUUGGGCAGCUGGCCAAUGCCCUGGUCCCUGUGGCUGACCGAGUGGCUGAGGAGCUCCAACAUCUGCUACAGUGGCUGAUGGGUGCUCCUGCUGGGCUCAAGAUGAAUCGGGCACUGGAUCAGGUGCUGGGCCGCUUCUUCCUGUACCACAUCCACCUGUGGAUCAGCUACAUCCAUCUUAUGUCCCCUUUCAUUGAGCACAUCCUGUGGCAUGUGGGCCUCUCAGCCUGCCUGGGAAUGACUGUUGCGCUGUCCAUCUUAUCGGACAUCAUCGCCCUCCUCACCUUCCACAUCUACUGCUUCUAUGUCUAUGGUGCAAGGCUAUACUGCUUGAAGAUCUAUGGCCUCUCCUCUCUCUGGCGUCUAUUCCGGGGGAAGAAGUGGAAUGUUCUGCGCCAGCGGGUGGAUUCCUGUUCUUAUGACCUCGAUCAGCUGUUUAUCGGGACCUUGCUCUUCACCAUCCUGGUCUUCUUGCUACCCACCACUGCUCUGUACUACCUGGUAUUCACCCUGCUCCGGCUCCUAGUGGUCACUGUGCAGGGCAUGAUUCAUUUGCUCGUGGACCUUAUCAACUCCCUGCCAUUAUACUCCCUUGGCCUUCGACUCUGCCGACCCUACAGGCUGGCAGCUGGUGUGAAGUUCAGAGUCCUGGAGCAGGAGGCAGGCAGGCCCCUUCGCCUCCUGAUGCAGAUAAACCCCCUGCCCUAUAACCGUGUGGUGCACACCUACCGCCUGCCCAGCUGUGGCUGCCACCCCAAGCACUCCUGGGGCUCCCUGUGUCGCAAGCUAUUCUUUGGAGAGCUCAUCUACCCCUGGAGGCAGAGAGAGGACAAACAGGACUGAGGAGCUGGACACAACCUGCCUACAGCCAUUGCACAGUCAUCGAACUUCUCUGCCAGGAUAUAGCACUAACCAUGGGGUCAGCACAGGUCCCACAUAGACAUACCAGACACUCCACAUGCUGAAUGUAGGCAGGCCUUGCCUUUGAGUCACCAUUCUAGCUCUCAGGCCCUGCCAGCUGCAUUCCUGCACUCCAUCUCUCUAGUACCACUUGCCUGAGGCCUUCCUGGUUUGCUGUGGUUAUUGCACUGAGCCAGAUACCUAGGAGUGCCCAAAACUCUGUGGGAUAUGCUGGCAAGUCUCCUUUGCUGCUUUGUUGGAUGGAUGGACAGACUCCUUACAGGAUGCACUCCUGGGCCCCUGGUGCUUUCCAGGAACCUCAGUAGAACAUCCUCAUGUAGGGAACUGAGGCAGCUGCUGAACCCCCUGCCCCAGCAGACUAACUCCUUACCCUAUACCUUGCUGGGUUUGCUUAUUGCUGCUCCCUGGAGGGAGGUUGCUUUGUGAAGUUGCUGCUAAUAGGCUAUUGGGUGUCCCUUUGCCUGAAGUCACACUUUGUGGGGUAGCUGAGCUGCCUUUUUGGAAACUGGGUACCUGCCCACAUAGCUGCCCUACUCUUGCUUAGAGCCCCAUAUGGGGACAGGCCCUUUGGCAAAAUAUUCCUUUUCCUUUCACUGGCUUUUUGCAGGACAAGGCAGCUCCCUUCUGGGUAGGAAUAUCUGUAGCCUAGAAUGUGAAUGACUGGGGUGAUGGAAUGGCCAGGGUUUCCUGCCACUUAGUAGGAUCCCAUGUGAGCCAGUCCCCAGGGGGUAGGAAACCUCACUGCCUGAUGGUCUGGAAGUGUUUGCUCUGGUCAGGAAGAAGUACCAGCCUUGCCUAUCUUUCAGGGGCACUCAGGACUGUCCACAUUGGUUUAUCCAUGCCCCUCCCCCUUCUUUGCCAUAGGCCACAGCAACUCUAAGCGCCCAAUGGAGGGUGCUGAUGGAGAUGAGUUCUGACCCUGACCCUGUGGUGACAAUAAAACCUCAUGAGUUUGAAGCAUA